UGCCCACAUGAUUGUCGUGCACUUUGCCUCGUCUCCUUCAUAAAUUACUUUCCUCUGCAUCGUUUUUUGUCUCCUUUUACUCUUUAUUUUUUGCAGAGAGAGCGAAAAAGACAGUUCAAAAAGACAAGCAACGAUAAAAAUAGAUUCAAAAAAAUGGCGGAGUGAGUCUGGAAGAUCCAAAAACUGUUCCUCAAAUUCUAUUUCUUUGUCCCCAUUUUUGUUUUCGAUUUGAACCCAUUUGCAGCUAGCAAGGGAUUAAAAAGAAAUUUACAAAUCUUAAUGUGUUCUUGAAGAAUGGAAAAUAGACAAGGGAUGAAGGAUAUUGUUCUUCCGAUUCUUGUUCUGCUUGUUUCUCUUCGUAAUCCUUUAUGGGUUUUUGCUGCUGCACCAGAUGGUCUUGUUCACUGGACUGAUGACACUAUCUCCCCUGUUUCUGCUUCCGUGGCAGCGUUUUCUCCAGGAAUUCAACAGGAAGGAGGUGAAACUAAAGACCACAACAAAAUGCUUAUCCAUAAGAAACUACUCAUUGCACUCAUUGCUGCUUGUGUUUCCAUGGCUGGCAUCAUUUUAUGUUCUUUAUGUCUGUACAUUUAUCAGAGGAAGUUCUCCCACAAGCCAAAGGGAAACAAUGUUAAGAACUCAGAUGCCGAGAAUGGAGUCUCAUUAGCUCCAUUUUUGAGCAGAUUCAGCUCAACUAGGACCUCAGCAAGAAUGUCCCUUAAGAAGGGAUUUGUUCCAUUUAUUGAUUUUAGGACACUAGAAAAAGGAACCAACAAUUUCAAGGAGAGUAAUAUUCUGGGUCAGGGUGGAUUUGGAUGUGUUUACAAGACUCGGCUGGAUAAUAACAUUCUAGCUGCUGUUAAAAAGCUGGAGUGCAGCAGCCAGGACGCCGAGAAAGAAUUCCAGAAUGAGGUGGACUUGUUGGGUAAGAUUCAACAUCCCAAUAUAAUUUCACUCCUUGGUUAUAGUUCUAAUGGAGAGUCAAGAUUCAUUGUGUAUGAGUUGAUGCAAAAUGGUUCAUUGGAAACUCAAUUGCAUGGACCUUCGAAUGGAUCUGCAUUAACAUGGCCAAUGCGCAUGAAAAUUGCUCUUGACACUGCAAGAGGAUUAGAAUAUCUGCACGAGCACUGUAACCCACCAGUCAUCCAUAGAGAUCUGAAAUCAUCUAAUAUACUUUUGGAUUCUAACUUCAACGCGAAGCUUUCAGAUUUUGGUCUUGCUGUCACUGAUGGUUCUCAGAACAAUAAUAACCUUAAGCUUUCAGGCACACUCGGUUAUGUAGCUCCAGAGUAUCUUUUAGAUGGGAAGUUGACGGAUAAGAGUGAUGUAUAUGCAUUUGGAGUGGUGCUUCUGGAACUUCUACUGGGAAGAAGACCGGUGGAGAAACUGGCACCGGCUCACUGCCAAUCUAUAGUCACAUGGGCCAUGCCUCAGCUUACUGACAGAUCCAAACUUCCAAACAUCGUUGAUCCUGUCAUAAGAGAUACAAUGGAUCUCAAGCAUUUAUACCAGGUUGCAGCAGUAGCAGUUCUUUGUGUGCAGCCGGAACCAAGCUACCGCCCUCUCAUCAUGGAUGUUUUGCACUCUCUAGUACCUCUCGUUCCUCUAGAGCUCGGAGGAACACUUAGAGUCACACAACCUGCACAGCCUGUAUGUGAUACCAUGUCUUGAGGACAAUGAUAUAUAUAGUUCAAGAUUGUCCAA
Molecule: messenger RNA, 1704 nt
Organism: Carica papaya (papaya)
Lineage: Eukaryota; Viridiplantae; Streptophyta; Magnoliopsida; Brassicales; Caricaceae
Product: putative receptor-like protein kinase At1g80640
Biological process (GO): protein phosphorylation
Molecular function (GO): protein kinase activity; ATP binding
Source: RefSeq, a predicted model, not a curated record